Messenger RNA from Bombina bombina (fire-bellied toad), 1884 nucleotides. RefSeq names its product bublin coiled coil protein (gene BBLN). The record is from RefSeq and is a predicted model, not a curated record. The transcript is spliced from 2 exons. Bases 21 to 269 code for a protein of 82 amino acids. Lineage: Eukaryota; Metazoa; Chordata; Amphibia; Anura; Bombinatoridae.
AAUCACAUGAUCAUUGCGAAAUGUCAGGACCAAACGGGGAUCCGCAGGUGCCGCUGGGAGAGGUGACCGGAGAGGAAGAUUAUGCAGCGUUAGACAUCAUGUUGGAUCAGAUUAAUUCUUGCCUUGAUCACCUGGAAGAGAAAAAUGACCUAUUGCAUGCACAGCUCCAAGACCUACUUGAAUCUAAUAGGGAGGUGCGCCGUGAUUUCCAGCAGCAAAUGACACAGAUCAGCCCUAAUCUCACUGAUGAGUGGACGAAAAGGCUGUAAUGUUACCCAGGACCUCUGCUCUCUUCUAUAUACCUGGUGUAUCUCCUGAUUGUUUCUGCUCCCUACACUGAAGUCCAACUUCACCCACCACCAGCAAAAUAAAGACUAUGGAUUAAUUUCCUAGUAACAUCCUGAUCUGGGAUUAAUCACCUCUAAUCUGAUUAUUUCAGAAAACAAAGAUACAAACUAAUUUAUUUACAACCAAUUAUAUUUAUUAACAGAGUAGUUCCAGGUUGAGCCUGAGGCUAACACAUCAAGUAUGCAGGUCCCUCAUACACUGUCCUGUUUAAUGCUAUCAGGCCACGUAUUUGCUAGUUACAAAACUGAAACCCCUUCAUACAGGGACACACAGAUUGGGACUAGGUAGACAAGGUUGUCAUUUUGUAAGGUUUGCAGUUGUAUUCUAUGUUGGGUCAUUGUUUAAUAAGAAAAUCUGCUCCUUAUCCUCAAUGGCCAAACCCAGGCUGAAGUUUUAUUAGACAUUUAAGUUUUAUAAAUAUAUAUAGUGAUAUUCCUCAAAUAUAAAAAUGAUAUAUUUUGAAUGAAAGAAAUAAGUACCUACAGACCAAUUUUAAAGUCUCCAGGGAAUACAGAGUCUAAACUGUAAAUCUAUUUUGCCGCCUCUAAUAUUUUUGUUUCUUAAAAUUAUCAAAACUACUGAUGAAAUUAAAAUCUGUUAAAUAACUUUUGUGACAAUUUUUGAAUAGUUUAUAUAGUGGAAUGUCCUCUUUCUUCCACUUAAUCAGAAGAUGUUUACAAAUUCUCUCUGAGAGGGCCUGAAGACUCGCACAUGAGUUUUGAGCAUUAUAAUACAAUAUAAAUUGUCUCCCCUUCUCAUAUGGAACUAGGAGAACUAGUUCUUUGAGGGACCUCCCAUUUCUGAGGAGACUUUGUAGGUCAUCUCAUUGGAGUGGUGAGCUUUAAACGGCCAAGCCCAAUGAGAAGUCAGUCCCACAUACAGUAGCCCACAAGUUCAUUUAAUAAAUAACCCCUCAUCAAAUCCUGAAUCCGUCCUUUGCACUCAAUGUUUCCUUUGUACUUUUCUACACUAAAUGACUUAAAAGUCAAAAUAAAACUUUCAUGAUUCAGAUAGAGCAUGCAAUUUUCAGCAACUUUCUAAUUUACUCCUAUUAUUAAUUUUUCUUUGAAAAAGCAGGAAUCUAAGCAUAGGAGCCAGACAAUUUUUGGUUCAGAACCGGGGUAGCACUUUCUGAUUGGUGUCUAAAUGUAGCCACCAAUCAGCAAGCGCUAUCCAGGUGCUGAACCAAAAAUGGUCCAGCUCCUAAGCGAACAUUCAAAUAAAGAUACCAAGAGAACGAAGACAAAUUGAUAAUAGGAGUACAUUUAGAAAUUUUGACUAGACUAUUCCUUUACGCCACACCUAGUUCUGUUGUUUUUACAUAACAUUCUCACUAUGGGAUCUUCCAUCUAGGACACAAACUCCAAUAAUGAUUACCCCAUAAAAGCAAUGGGUGUGGGAUGGGUCAUAUGUGGCGGUGCCCCCAAAUACAAAGCUUUUGGCUGCUAGUGAUCACAUAAAUUAAAUAUUUAAUAUACGAGGUCUGAAUGACGCUCUUCUAUAGCUGUGAAAUAAACCUUCACAUACUAUUGCAAA